AUGAUUGAUGAUCUCCUAAGGUAUAGAACUGGUGCUAGACAUGUGCAAUUCUACACGACACAUCCUGGCUGCUCAAUAAUGAAGGUGAAUCCUCUGUCUUGUUUGCUAUGUCGGAAUGGUUUCCGACAUCUACUACUCGUUCUGGGCUUCAUUUGUCUUGUUUCCGUGAAUUCAAAUCAUAUUAUCAUCAAUUUCACCUUCAUUUGUAUGGCAAGGCCGCUACGAGGAAAUGUGGACGUAACUUCGAAUAAUAAUACGUCAGAGACAAUCCUGGACUACACCCCAACUGAGAAGAGUGCGAUCAUAUGGGCUGUAGCAGUUGGCACUAUCGUAGGAACAUUCCCCAUCAAUUAUUUUUACACUAAGUAUGGAGCAAGAUGGCCCUACUUUGUUGCUGGAAUGAUGACAAGCAUAUCUACAGCAUUGAUUCCUGUAGCUGCAUUUUUCGAUCUAAAAAUGUUGCUAUUUAUGCGUUUUGUUCAGGGACUUGCUUAUGCCGCUAAUUUUGGAGCGAUAGGGACGAUGUGUGUCCGAUGGGCGCCUCUUUCUGAAGUCGGAUUUUUUAUUAGUGUCCUCACGAGUUUCACUCCCGUAUCGUCCGUCAUCACAAAUCCGUUGUCAGGAUGGUUGUGCAACACAAGUGGUGGAUGGCCUUUGGCUUUUUAUACUCAUGCAGCGUUCUGUUUCAUCAUGUUCUUACUCUGGAUAAUUUCCUAUAGGGACGAUCCACAAUAUCAUCCAAGCGUCAGCACGAAAGAACUAGCCAAAAUUCAGAAAAAUAAGACGAAAGCACACAUUGAACGCGACAGUUUUGUUCCCUACAAGGAACUUUUACAAAACAAAAUUAUUUGGAUAGUAUGGUUUAAUGCUUUCGUAGAAAUGGUUGGUUUAACCAUUGUGUUGACCUAUGCUCCACUCUACUUCCACCUUAUACUUGGAUACGAAGUCGGAACUACCGGAACACUUGUCUCACUUUCUGCUGUUAUUCAUCUUCCUGUCAAAUUCUCCGGCGGAAUAAUUAGUGAUCGACUAAGGAGUGUCUCAGAACGUUACAAAAUGUGGAUUUUUAACACGAUCUCUGUCGGGAUAGCUGGUAUUUUCUGCCUGUUAAUUGGAAUUUUCCCGGCAAAUUGGGGAAUAAUGGGUGUUUUAAUGUUUACGCUUACUAAUACAUGUAUGGCAUUGAAUACAGGAGGAUUUUACAGAUGUGGAACACUUUGUGCAAGGCAAUACGCUCAUGUUGUUCUCACGGUUAUACAAUUUAUGAAAUGUGUUUCCUUAUUUGUGGCACCUGGUUUGGUUGCAAUUUUUGUACAUGACGAAAAUCGAUACGAUCAAUGGCGUUACGUGUUUUGGCUUAAUGGAGUUGCUUUAAUUAUCGCUAACUUCAUGUUCUAUCCGAUAGCCUCAGACCAGCCAGCCUCAUUCACUAACAUAACAAGAGAAAGCGUUAAGGCCGCACGGAAGUCAAAAGAAGAAAAUGCUGACGCCGAAGAGCUGAGCGAUAAGUUUUAA
Messenger RNA from Necator americanus (New World hookworm), 1515 nucleotides. RefSeq lists its product as uncharacterized. The record is from RefSeq and is a predicted model, not a curated record. Gene Ontology annotation, molecular function: transmembrane transporter activity. The transcript is spliced from 11 exons. Bases 1 to 1515 code for a protein of 504 amino acids. Gene Ontology annotation, biological process: transmembrane transport. Gene Ontology annotation, cellular component: membrane. NCBI's taxonomy places the organism in Eukaryota, Metazoa, Nematoda, Chromadorea, Rhabditida, Ancylostomatidae.